AUGGGUACAGCCGUGGAAGUCACUGUGUCAAAGACCGAUGUCCAACCCCCCGAACAUGAUCCAGGCAUUCGAGAACUCAGGGAUGCGAUUCCAGCCCAUUGCUUUGAAUCCUCGUAUACGACCUCCUUCUACUAUGUAGCUAGGGACCUGGCAAUCGUCGCCGCCCUGGCUCUUGCUGCGCUCCAUUUUAUUCCCAGCAUCCCUAGCCCUGUAUACCGCUUCGUUGCUUGGGCCAUCUACGGAUUUACACAAGGCCUUGUCGGCACCGGGCUCUGGGUUCUAGCUCAUGAGUGUGGCCACGGAGCAUUCUCCCCGAACCAACGAGUCAACGAUGUUGUCGGCUGGCUCCUCCAUUCUGCCCUCCUUACGCCGUACUUCUCGUGGAAAUCAACGCAUCGUCGCCACCACAUGUAUGCGAACCACAUGGAAAGGGAUCACCACUAUGUUCCAUUGCGUCGGGACACUUAUGCCGCGAAAGUUGGGACAACCGUCGAAAAUCUGGAACAUUUGACCGAGGACGUGCCAAUUGUAACUUUCCUUCGCAUUAUUGUCCAGCAAAUCUUCGGCUGGCCGUGGUACGUCCUGUUCAACAUCACCUCAGGACCGGAAAGCACGUUUCCUCGAAAGCGCGGAAAAUGGUUCAAGAAUAGCCAUAUCGACCCUACAAGUUCACUCUUCAGCCCUCACGAAUUUGGGUCAAUAGUACUUUCCGACAUAGGUCUUGGCCUGACUGCCUUUGGUCUAUGGCAUCUCGGGAAUCUGGUUGGUUCCAGAACCACGAUAUACCUUUAUGUCGUGCCCUAUCUCUGGGUUAACCACUGGAUUGUGGCUGCCACUUAUCUCCACCAUACUCACCCUUCAGUGCCUCGAUACGAGGGCCAGUCCUGGACUUUCUUACGUGGCGCCCUUGCUACUGUUGAUCGCGAUGUUGGCUGGAUAGGCAGAUUCUUUUUCCACAACAUCAUUGACUACCAUGUCAUCCACCAUAUCUUCCCCCGAAUACCCUUUUAUCAUGCCGAGGAAGCGACCAACGCAAUCAGGCCUCUCUUAGGGCCCAAGUAUAUCCACGAUAAACCUUCAUCUUUCAUGCUGGGCCUUUGGCAGGCGUUUACAGAGUGUCAAUGGGUGGAAUCUGACAAAACAAAAGGUACCGAGAGCGGAGCUCUAUGGUUUAAAGGAGGCCCUUCACCCGCUCCCGAAUACAGCAUGCGGAGUUGGAGGACCCUCCCAUUCACAAACUCAAAGGUCUGGAUGUAA
This is a messenger RNA of Uncinocarpus reesii 1704, 1257 nucleotides long. RefSeq lists its product as uncharacterized. Gene Ontology annotation, biological process: lipid metabolic process. The transcript is spliced from 4 exons. Gene Ontology annotation, molecular function: oxidoreductase activity. Lineage: Eukaryota; Fungi; Ascomycota; Eurotiomycetes; Onygenales; Onygenaceae. The record is from RefSeq and is a predicted model, not a curated record. Bases 1 to 1257 code for a protein of 418 amino acids.